Molecule: messenger RNA, 6057 nt
Organism: Gallus gallus (chicken)
Lineage: Eukaryota; Metazoa; Chordata; Aves; Galliformes; Phasianidae
Gene: FRRS1
Product: ferric chelate reductase 1
Exons: 16
Coding region: 1822-3699 (625 amino acids)
Molecular function (GO): oxidoreductase activity, acting on metal ions
Source: RefSeq, a predicted model, not a curated record
UUUUCCACUAUUUUCCUAAUAAGUACUUAACCAAGGCAGUAAAUCUGAAAAGUUUGAAAAUGACUUGAUUUAAAUUCAGGGAUGUCCUCCAGUGAUAAUUUCACCAGUAACACACACACCAAAAAAAAACCAAAAAAAACAAAAAAACAAACAAACAAAAAACCUGUUUGUUUAGUGCAGGUGUGUAUGGAACCUGAGUAUGGGUUGACCUUCUAGAAUGCCACAGUUAUGCUGCACAGUUAGAUUAAUAGCUAAGAGGCAAAUCGAUUAUAGGGCACUACAUAAUAGCAUGAGGUCUGUUCAAAGCUAGCUGUAAUGGCUUAUUGUUUUCCAUGUUACUCUGUGAUUAAAAAAUACCAUGAGUAUCAGCAUUGGGCUGUAUAACACUUAGUUUUCAAAAUUCUAUCUUUUUCUUGUUUCCUCAGUUCUUAUGCAACAGAGAGUUGCCUUUAUGUACUCAUAUGCAGUUAUCUUUGUUUAAUUGCUUUUGCAAUUAUAUGCUGUCUCUUACUUCCUUGUAGCCUUGCCAGAAUCUAUGCAAAAGAAGUCAUCAACUUUUUAUAUUUGAUAUUACAUUAUUUUUCCGUAACGAAGGAAUUUGUUUGCAAUUUGACAUAAUCUUCCUCUGAUGUAGCUCAGUAGCAGAUUACACAACUUUAUCUCUCUUCAAACUUGCAGUAAAGAUAAAAGCUGACCUCCAGCCCUCUGUUUCUAACUGAGAAUGUAGUUAAGGUAGAAACCUCUGUUUUGCAAUACAUACAUUAUUGUUAUCAGUACAUUAACACAGCUAUAACUGCAGUACAUUUUACAAAGAUGCUUCUGUGGCCUUCUAUAGUUCAUGUUUGAAUUUACUUCCUUGAUACUACUUGGAUAUCAAUGCCUAAGGACAAAAUAGCAUGCAGUAUUACUUUCACAUACUUAUAUAUUUCUAACAGUGUUUCAGAGGCAUAGACUUCAUUCUGUCAAUGGGUCAAGACUUUAAAUUAAAAUCUUCAAAAUUAUUUGGAUAUUGAUUCAUACUGUAGGUUGUGUAAGCUGUGAACUCAGAUUUUGGAAUUCUGCUGUAUUUCAGUAGAUUGAACUUUUAAAGGAAAUAUGACUGAAUUAGUGGAGUUUGAUGCCACUGGAAGUGCUCAGACCUUGUAAUAGGCAUCUGAAUCAGCUGAGUCUCCCAUCAAGUAUUUGUUAAUGCAAACACAAUGUUUCUGUUCUGUGGGAAGGUGAAAUUCCUGUUCUGCAGAAAGCAGGUAAGGGUAAACUUCUCCUUUAUGCAAAAUGCCAGAAAGAAGAUGUGGCCAGAGGUGCAUUUGUUGAAGUGUCUGGCUUCUCAGUGAGAGUCUUUUGGAAAAUGCUUAAUAUGUGCUUUUGUUCACAUGGGUUGCACUCAACAAACAAACCAUUCUUUUGUGUGCCAGGUAAAACCAGAGGAUCAGUUCUACCAACAGAGGUCAUGCUGUAAGCUCAGCUGGUAGGAGUUGUGGUGACCCUACUCAUGCUUUAUUACCCUCAUACCAGCUGUGUAGAGCGGGCUGUGUGCAGUAAUGCUGGGUUUCUAGGAAAUAAAUGACUUUUUUUUUUGUUCUGCUGUCAUCUGUGAACAAUUGAAAACUAAGUAAAAUGAAGAGAAGUAAAAUUCAGUGCAGACUGUGUAUUUAACGGUCACCUUUGCUAAUGAAGAUCCAGUUACAAACAAUACAUUGUUACUUCCUUGAUUUUAAAAAAAGCUGACUGUGCAAGCAUGUCUGUAGGAGCACGCAAACAGCACUGCAAAUAAACUCGGCACGGCUAUGCUUUUACAAGGAUAAGGUCUGGGUAAAACCUAUGGGGCAAGACUCUAGUUGCAAAAUCAGGGCACCCGUCACCACUCCCGGUUCUCGGAGGCAGGAGAGAAAUCCCGUAGACAGGAAGCCGCAUCUUACAGACCCGUGCUGGAGCAGCGACGCUGGCUGUGCCGCUGAGGCCUCAGCUGUCGGAGGGUGCCGCCCCUCCCCGCCGCCAGAGGAGCGCCCGCGGCGGAGGGCGGAGCUGGCAGAUGGAGUUGCCUGGCCUUGCUUUUGCUGUUUGGAUGUUUAUUUGCUUCCGUGUAUCUGUGGAUGGAUAUCCAAAUGGGAAAUUCAGCUAUCUGGUCCGGAUUUUGAAGGAUUUUUCAUACAAGCUCGGGAUGCAGAUGACUUGGAUAGCCCUGCAGUUGGUUCUUUCGUAUUAGUUGACCGGAGACAUUCUCAGCUUCUGACAUGUGGCCGUACCAUGAAUUCAGCUGUCAGUCACACAAGUAAAGCAAAAAAGAAAGUUGUGAAAGUUUAUUGGAUUGCUCCUGGAGUUGCACCAAAACGUGUGCGAUUUCUAGCCACAGUUGUGAAGAAAUACAAGACUUUCUGGGUGAAGAUUCCUGGUCCUGAUGUUUCUCAGCCUAAUGCGCCAUUUUCAACAACACCCUUGUACACAACAUCAGAGGCUGUAUCAACUUCACAUUCAGUUUCCUAUUUAACAAAGCCUUUUAAUGCAUCAGGUUGUGGAAAUACAAAGUUCUGCCUUAGGAACCCUUCAAACUGUGAUCCUGAGAGUGCUUCAUGCUUUUUUCUAUCCUUCCGUCAAGAGAAGAGAUCAGUAGUUAUUGAAAUGAGUGGUGCCAGUGAAGGAUAUUUAGCAUUUGCACUCUCCUAUGACCAAUGGAUGGGUGAUGAUGAUGCAUAUCUGUGUAUUAAUAAGGAUCACCAUGUUAGUGUAAGCACUGCUUACCUGAAGGGACGAAGUCCUCCUGUUCUGGAUUCAAAGAAUGCUCUUGAAGAUGUUUCAUGGAGGCUUGCGGAUGGUGUUCUUCAGUGUUCUUUUAGAAGGAAUAUUAGUCUCCCUACAUAUAAGGGGAGAUUUAACAUGAAUGUCAGUUACUACAUCUUUCUGGCAGAUGGGGAAGCUAGUGAAGGUGGUCCAAUAUAUAAACAUCAUCGUCAACCUCUGAUCACCAAUGGAAUGUACAAUGUCACAGGCAUUCCUCAGGAUAUUGGAGGUUCCCGGUCCCCGAGACUUAUCAAGGCUCAUGGUGCACUGAUGUUUGUUGCUUGGAUAAGUACAGUUAGUAUUGGUGUUGUUGUUGCACGAUUCUUCAAGCCUGUCUGGUCUCAUUCAUUCCUAUUUGGAAAGGAGAUAUGGUUUCAGGUGCAUCGUAUGCUUAUGUUGACCACCAUUAUGCUUACAAGCUUUUCUUUUGUAUUGCCUUUUAUAUACCGAGGUGGUUGGAGCAAACAAGCAGGUUUUCAUCCGUAUCUUGGCUGUACUGUGAUGGCUCUGACAAUCUUCCAACCUCUUAUGGCAGGUUUCAGACCAUCUCCUCAUGCACCAAGGAGGCAAUUGUUUAACUGGUUUCACUGGAGUAUUGGUACAACUGCUAGAAUACUAGCUGUGGUUACUAUGUUCUUGGGAAUGGAUCUGCCAGCACUUGACCUACCAGACCCAUGGGACACCUAUACAAUGAUUGGUUUUGUAGCUUGGCAUGUUGGUACUGAUGCUCUUCUGGAGAUACACAGCUACUAUCUCAUACGUAAAGUUGAAUUGAUAGAGGAUGACAGAGUACAGAUAUUGCAGUCACUCACAUCUGCAGAAGCAGAAGGUAACCUAUUUAAACAGAUUGUGUUAACCAUCUAUAUCUGUGGAAAUAUAAUAUUCCUCGUUGCCUUCCUGGCAGCAAUCAACCAAGUAUGAAAUAAGAAGUUGAGAACUUUGCAGUGAAGUACCAUUCAGCUGAAAAACAUGCAAGGAAUGCUUUCUAUUAUGUUUCUGUCAGCACAUCCUUGAAGAUGUGGUUGAAGAGCAACAGCAUGUCUGUGAGGGAGAACUUCAGUUCAAAUCAAUAGAAUGUUGGAAUCCUGCAAAAGCUUUCUUCAGGUGUUAUUUUUAAUACUCAGUCUUUGCCUGAGUAAGGAAUGAAGUGUUUUUUUAAUAAUUAUAAUAAUUAAUGUGGUUAGAAUUCACAGGUUAAGAAGAGUGAGAAGAUGCACUGAAAACACUGUUUUGAUAGUCCAAGUUCCCUAAACCUUUUGGGAAUGUUACUAGGAAAACUGGAAAGUGUGAUCCCAAUUCUAUGUUCAAAUGAUGUGGUUUGACAAUCUCCUGCUUGUGACAAUUUUGUCCCAUACAAAAAAAAAAACUUACUGAAAAAACUGUCACAAAUGCUUGAGCUAAACACUGAGCUAAACAUCAUCUUUGCAGUUUAAUGCAAAAAUUAUCUGCUCUAAGAGCAGUGCACAUAUACAGGGAUAAAUUCUUGGGAACUUCAGUUCUUUAAUAAGAUCACCAUUCUCAUAACUCAAAAUACCGUUUUGUUCUCUCAGUGCUUCCAAGCCAUAACAAGGAAAGCAUGUUUGCAAGUGUACAUUAAAACCUAGUUCUGCUAAUUCAAGACUCAAACAAGAAAAACCCAUCUGUGUGCAUGUACUUGUUCUGCUGUUUCUGGUCAUUUGUUGCUUCUGAAUUGCUGUUCUGUAUGAAUAACAUGGGCUUACGCAACUUGAUUCUUAAAGUUAAAUGAAAACAUUUGCUCUGUUAUACUGCAGUUGUAUUUGCUCUAUAAAAUGCACUGUUGAAAUAGUGAUUAGGAGUUGAAUUGACUUCAGGAAAAUGCAGCUCCUUUCAGUGUUAAAUGAGUGUCCUUUGAGCUGGUAUGUCUGACUCUUCCUCCUACUUUCAUAAACACUUUUUUAGUCAGUAACUAAUUUAUCUUAAUAUGGUAUGGGGAAUGGAAGGAGACUAUUCCCAACUUCUUCUGGUUUCUGACUUGCUUAGAUAUUGAAGGUCACUUUUUAACUGAAAUCUCACAAAUUAACCCUUAUUAUACUAAUUACACUAUGCAGUACAAUGCUUUGUUUUUUUAGUUGUAAAAUUUCAAAGUAUACCUCUACCAAAGGGUUUUUAACCUAGCUAAGAAUAAAGAAGUUGACAAAUGAGAUAGAUCCCAGUAUUUACUGUUCUUGAUAUAGAACAUCAUAGCACAAUCUCUCUGCUACCCAAUGAUUGUGUCUAAAACACUUCCAUGAGUCAGGAAGUGGUUCUUUCCAUUAACUAAAGCUGUCUAGUUUAGCCUCUUUCUUGAAACUCACAGUGCAGCCUGCUGCAAAGACACGUCAUUCAGAAUGCAUCAAGUAUGUGGUCAGAGAUUUUUGCCUGCUCAAGUAACUUGUUUAGUUUUAAAGCCUUUACAGAGCUGGGCAUAAUCCCUUUUGUUAGCAGCUCAAUAGACUACAAGUGAGUUUAAACUCAGUGAUCCUCCUUCCCCCCCCGAGCUGGAGAGGGCGUUCUCAGAUAGACAAGAGGAGGCUAAGAAGAAAUAUGGCAAAACUCGGGCUGAAAGGCAACAAGCAUUUUCUUUAUGUGAGGUUUUCAUUUUAUUCUUUGGAUAUCUUUGAUUUCAAAUACCUAGCAGUCACAGAUCUAUCCAGCACUAAAAUUUUGGGAGCUCUUCCAUAUACUGAGUUUACAGAAGACAAUCUCUAUUCAGACAUGAUAGAUAGCUUCUUAAUUUAAGUCAGUGCUAGAUUCUUUCUAUAAUACAACAGCUGUGCUGUGUUGCUUCGUUCUCAUGUGAAAGGUGGGGGGUUUUAAAACAUGAAUGUAAGCAUCUUAAUUGUUUCUCUUUUAAUACAGUGGAAACACUAUCAAAUAAAAAUUAGACUAGUUUUGUAUAGCAGUAAUCAAUCAAUGUUUUCAUUGUAGUUGUUUAUUUUACAAAUUAAAGCAAUUCAAAUGUUUCCUGGAGAAACCCUUAUUGAAAUUGGAUGUUAAAAUAUUUCUGUAAUGCAGAAUAGCUCUUUCCUGAGAGCUACAGAGUUUGCAGGCUUGUUAGUUGCUCUUAAAUAACACUCUUUCCUAGUACUCAUGAUAUUGUAUAGUUUGUAAGGAAUUCCUGACAUAUUCCAGCAUCUUCAAAUCAAAGACUUGUUAAUUUUUUUAUCACCUUCCUGCCCACCUGCAUGACUAGUAAGAAGAAGCAAAGUGAUUGUGUUAGAGAGACUCUCCUAAAAUUCCUGUUACAAUCUUUGCAAAUAAAAAUGUAAAAAUGAAAAA